Messenger RNA from Eremomyces bilateralis CBS 781.70, 972 nucleotides. RefSeq lists its product as uncharacterized. The coding region runs from base 1 to 972 and encodes 323 amino acids. The record is from RefSeq and is a predicted model, not a curated record. The transcript has 3 exons. NCBI's taxonomy places the organism in Eukaryota, Fungi, Ascomycota, Dothideomycetes, Eremomycetales, Eremomycetaceae.
AUGCAGUCAGUAACACUCCUUCUCAGUCUUUUGGCCGUCGCCACUGAGGCUGCCCCUCAGUUUGGUGGGCUUGGUGGUGGAUCAGGCGGCUCCAGUGGCGGAGGACUUGGUGGGUUGUUGGGCGGUGGCGGCGGCGGCGGACUCGGUGGGUUGUUGGGCAAUCUGUUGGGCGGUCUUUUGGGCGGUUCCGGCGGAUUCGCUUCUUUGGGAGAACCUAGCACUGGUGGCAGUGGCCCGUAUCCAGCGAAUUUCUCAACGGACCCAGGUCUACCUAAACACACCAUCUAUCUUCCAAACGAGAUUCCCGCAGAUCUGAAGCUGCCUGUUCUCGUUUGGGGAAAUGGAGGUUGUAUGGCCGACGGUACCGGGUUCCAAGGGGCUCUAACCGAAUGGGCUUCCCACGGCUUCCUGGUUAUUGCCAAUGGCAGUCCAGGCGGCUCCGGCCAGACUACUUCGGACAUGUUACUCCAAUCGAUCGAGUUUGUUACUCAGAACGCCGGUAACGGGAAAUACGCCAAUAUUGAUGCGAGCCGAAUUGCUGCUGCGGGACAGAGCUGCGGUGGUCUCGAGGCAUACGAUGUCGCCCCCGAUCCUCGCGUUUCGGCUAUUGGGAUUUUUAACUCUGGAGAAUUCACAGACUCAGCAUCACAACAAACGAUCGCUCAACUGCAGCAGCCCGUCUUCUAUUUCCUUGGUGGUCCAGACGAUAUCGCCUAUGAAAACGGCGAACGUGAUUUUCAAAAUCUGCCCAGCAAUAUUCCAUCAUGGAAAGGCAACCUCCCUGUUGGCCAUAUGUCAACCUUUAUGGAUAAGGACGCUGGCAAAGUCGGGGUUGCGGGCGGCAACUGGUUGAAGUGGUUACUGAAAGGUGAUCAAGAAGCAGCGCAAUGGUUCACUAGCGGCUCUGCCCAACAAGCAGGGUGGGACGUAGAGGAGAAGAACUUGCAAAGUAUCCAGGUUACACCUAUUUAA